AUGAUGAACAACUUUGAGAUUCCAGUACACAUUUAUAGAGUCUAUCAGGAAGAGCUUCUGACUUGGUUGGACAAUCAAAUCUCUCCUUCUCAUGCGGAAUCUGAUCCUAAGCUUCCAGUCAUUGGUAUCAGUGAAUUACCAGGUCGGGUGUGGCCAGAUAGUCUCCAUUAUGGAGAAGCUCAGUUGAAAUUGGUAAAUUACUUCUACAACGCUUCAAGAGAGGAUCAUUUUUUGCAUUCCACUGCCAAUGAUCUCUUGGAUAUCUUUAUUAAUACUACACAUCCAAUCUGGUUAAAUCAAAAGACUUCAGUAAAUUUUAACCCUGAGACUGAUGUUGUGGAUGCUUUGAACAGAGUUUUACCAUCCCAAACGUUCCAAAAUAACAGGAACUUCAUAUCCAGACUGAUCAAAGAGACCAGUUUAUUUGACAAGAUUUUCCGGCUGGUACGAUUGACCCAUCGCCAGGAAAACCUAUCCAUUAAACUGCUCAACGAAUUCAAGCGUCAAUAUAAACGGACGAGUUUCAGGAACAUGAAUCAAAUUGUGCAUCCCAAGUUACCGAUAGCAACGUACUUUUUAGUCCAAUAUCCAGAGCAUAAAGUCAUGCAUAUUUUGCGACAUGAUAAGUCCAACAGGUCGAUGCAACAUGAAGAUGUUUUCCAAAAGCUGAAGAAGUUGAUGAUUGCAAUCAACUGUAUCCACAUGAAAUCGUUCGCUUACUUUGGGAUCAAGGAAGCAGGAUUUGAUGCGAGUUGUGAAACCCUUGACAGAUGGUUGAUCAGCCUUAUCCUCAAGGCUCCAGGAGGUAUUCCAAUCCUGGGAUCAAUCAAAACAGAGGGAGAGCUUGCACCUUGGGAAGAAAGUGCUCAUCCUAAUUUGUUCAGUUUUGUUCAAUUACACUUGAUCAAAUACUUUCAUGAGAAACAAAGCCCUCAUAAUCUGAAAGAAACUGCUUUGCAUGUGCUCAAUAGUUGGUAUGAAGAGCAUUACCCUAUCAGAUUUCAAACUUUAAUUCAAUCUACCUUGUCUUCAAAGCUACUUUCAACUCAUGCACCUUGA
This is a messenger RNA of Puccinia graminis f. sp. tritici CRL 75-36-700-3, 1059 nucleotides long. RefSeq lists its product as uncharacterized. The record is from RefSeq and is a predicted model, not a curated record. The transcript has 2 exons. The coding region runs from base 1 to 1059 and encodes 352 amino acids. NCBI's taxonomy places the organism in Eukaryota, Fungi, Basidiomycota, Pucciniomycetes, Pucciniales, Pucciniaceae.